This is a messenger RNA of Bradysia coprophila, 2093 nucleotides long. It is a transcript of the gene AdipoR, whose product is annotated as adiponectin receptor. The record is from RefSeq and is a predicted model, not a curated record. Gene Ontology annotation, biological process: adiponectin-activated signaling pathway. Gene Ontology annotation, molecular function: signaling receptor activity. Lineage: Eukaryota; Metazoa; Arthropoda; Insecta; Diptera; Sciaridae. Gene Ontology annotation, cellular component: plasma membrane.
ACAAAACAUAUGAUUGAACUGACUGCCAUUUUGAGUGAGCUCCUUUAGUAUCGUCGAGGUGUUUUAAAAAUUAACAAUAAAAUUCCGCUAAGCUAUGUUAUUGCUAAUAACUGCUAAUUCGGGAGUGCAUUGAUCGAGAUAUUGAUAAUAUAUUUACACGGAUAACAUUAUUAAUAAACUCGUCAGUCAUAGUUUAACUAAUUCCAAGUGAUAAUUACCUUUAUAGUGUAACAAAGUACAAUGUCACGAUAUCCCGAUAAUGAUUCCUCGGCCGAUCGAGAUAGUGAAUUGGAUUUGAAUAUCUUGGAAGAGAUGCGAAUUCGCAAACGAAGACCAUGGAAUCCAGAUGGUUCGUUGGUGUCGGGUGAAAUAGACUUAUUGGACGAUGACGAUGUUAUUGAUGAAGAAGAAGAGGAUGGCAUUGGAGGAUGUCCAUUGCCCUCAACGCCCGAAGAUAAUCAACUGUUGGAGGCUGAGAUGACUGAAGUGCUUAAAGCUGGCGUAUUGUCAGAUGAAAUCGAUCUGGGAGCAUUGGCUCACAAUGCAGCCGAACAGGCGGAAGAGUUUGUUAGAAAAGUUUGGGAAGCAUCGUGGAAUGUGUGCCACUAUCGUCACCUGCCGAAAUGGUUACAAGACAAUAAUUUCUUACACCGUAACCAUCGGCCACCGUUACCAUCGUUCCGUGCAUGUUUCAAAUCAGUUUUCCGAAUUCACACAGAAACCGGUAACAUUUGGACACAUUUGCUAGGAUGCGUUGCCUUCAUCGGUGUUGCGUGCUAUUUUCUGUCACGACCAUCGAUCGAAAUUCAACUACAGGAAAAAAUAGUUUUCGGCGCCUUUUUCCUCGGCGCUAUUAUAUGCUUAGGAAUGUCAUUCGCUUUCCAUACGCUGUGCUGUCAUUCGGAAACUGUGGGAAAAUUAUUUUCUAAACUGGAUUAUUGUGGAAUUGCACUACUGAUCAUGGGUUCCUUUGUGCCGUGGCUUUAUUACGGUUUCUAUUGUCACUACGAGCAUAAGCUAAUAUAUCUUUCAGUGGUUGUUGUACUUGGAAUCGUUUCCAUCGUUGUAUCUCUGUGGGAUAAAUUUUCCGAACCGAACUUAAGACCCCUGCGAGCAGGCGCGUUCAUGAGCUUUGGUCUAUCCGGUGUUAUUCCAGCUAUACAUUACGGACUCAUGGAAGGAUGGUUUAGUAAAAUUAGUCAAGCUAGUCUAGGAUGGCUCGUGUUAAUGGGUCUGUUGUACAUACUAGGAGCGAUGUUCUAUGCUCUACGCGUUCCUGAAAGAUGGUUUCCGGGAAAGUUUGACUUGUGGUUUCAAUCUCAUCAAAUAUUCCACGUGCUUGUCAUAGCAGCAGCGUUCGUCCACUAUCACGGCAUCAGUGAAAUGGCAAUGUAUCGUGUUACAGUUGGUGAAUGCGAUGUACCACAUCCCGUUAUUGCCUUAUAAAAUUGUUCGGUUUUCAGUCAAAGCCACAGAAGAAAAUUUUUCCAGAUUCUUGUACUGAGAUGAAAUUUUGCAGGAAAGAAGACAAUUUUUUUUUGGUUUUUUUUUCUUCUAUUUCAGUUAUUUAAAUAAUUUUUUUUUGUUUAAAUUUUUUGUUAAUUUAAUUAACAUAAAGAAAACGUCUAUGAUGGAGACCUUACAAAAUGAACAACAUGAAAAUGAAUCAUUCUUUUUCUACCGCAUAAAUUUAAGUUUAACUAUUUAAAAAUACAAAAUUAAACAAAAAGCUAAUGUGUCGGAACUGAAAACUGAUUAUUGUUGAUACGAAAAAGAAAAGAAAACAAAAACAAACGAAAAUGGAUGAACAAUUUUUUUUUGAUUUCUAAAUUUUGUUUCUUUUCUAUUUGUAAUGUUAAUUUUCGAUAACAUCUAAAAGACAUUUAUAUAUCAUCAAAAUUCAACCAAAGAGUAUAUUGCACGGUAAAAGGGGUGUGUGGCAUGAUGUCGCUGUUAUUCUAAAGCUUAGAAAACAAACUAGUUACAAACUUUUGGCACUUUCGAUUACUUUUGCAAUUUUUUUUUUGUUUUUGAAUCCAAUUUUUUAUGUAAUUUCUUAUCGUUUUUAAAUAAAAAUUCAUUUCAAAACUCAA